AUGGAUGCAAGUUCGUACAGUGAUUCGCAAGAUGAGCUCAGAGAGCGACCCGGAGGUUAUGCGGAGCCAUUGGAUGCAAGCGUCGAAGGAGGAAACGUUGAUCACCCUGAACUAACAGGAGAAAGUGAGAGGAGGAGAUAUGGACUGUUUAGAAGCAAAGAGGAUCUGGAAGAAUUGAAGCAAAAUCUUCACUACUUAAGCGUUGACGGGAAAACGCUAUCUGCGUUGACGGGAAAACGCUAUCUAGGUCUCAGAUCACGACGUUGGCGAAACUUCCGUGGUUGUCGUACUAUAGAAAUCUCCACCAAGCCUUACGCCGAUUUCCUCCGCUGCAACCUUUGCAACAGGGAAACUGUUAUACAGGAAUAUGACCCGGACCCAGAUCAUGCUAAAUGUGAGCAAUCUAUACGCAGGAACGACGAAGUAUGGGGGACGGGUUCUUCAUCGAAAAAGAGCAUCAAUGUUUCUCUGAACAGAAGGGCUCAUCAGAGUACGUCGGAGCACGAAGCAAACUUCCAAGAAUACAUCGCAACGGCGAAAGCGCUAGAAACUCGCGUGCCGCAGGUCGUGGAAGGUACUGUCUCAUCUACUCUUGCCGCUUACACUAUUGCAAAAGAAGGGCUAUCUUUCAAGAAGCAAUUUUCCCUUAUGCUUAUGGGAUUACGCGCAGGAGCAGCACCAGCCACAGCACACUUUGAUUCCUUGUCAGCACGGAGUAUGGUGAAAACCUUUGCACGCCACAUGAAGUACGAGAUGCUAAAGUACUUGAUGGACAACAAUAUGCCAUUCUCCUUACUUGCUGAUGGCACUUCCAAUGAAGGAAUCAAAUGGAUCAAUUUUCUCAUUCGAACAAUCUCUCCGCAAAAUCGACCCAUCACAUUCCAUUUUGCGUUGGUACGAGUAGAAAGUGAGAGGGCGGACGAUAUCGCCGACGCGCUUACUAGUUAUUUGGAGGAUCUUGAAUCAUGGAAGACUAGUCCCGGCUUGAAUGAUACUCCCUAUGCUUUUUUCAUGAAACGAAUGGUAGCACUUUCCUCUGACGGCGCCUCUGUAAUGACAGGAGCUUCCGGUGGAGUUCAUAGAAAGCUGCAAGGUCUUAUCAUUCAAGAGACACAGAGGAGCGGAAGCGGUCGAGUAAACUUCCUCCUCUCCGUAUGUGCAGCACACAAACUAGAUUUGGCGGUGAAGGGGCAGAAAGGAAGCGUUUUCAAAUUCACACAGGUCCUUGUAUCGGAAUUGCACUCUCUGUUCACCUCGGCACGCGGUCGCGCCGCUUAUUUUGCAGCGGCAAAGGAUAUGGGGUUUCCCCUUCUGAAAAUGGACGCCUUGCACAGGCUAGCCUGCAGAACUCUAUUUCGAAGCUGCUCCGCGUUUACCCAAUUAGCUAAGGACAGCUCCGCUUCUCCAAUCACGAAAGAACGAGCUACAGACGCAGAAUUUAUCUUGAACGAUGGUCGAAUAUUCAUCACCCUACAUCACGUCAAUGCAACACUUUCGUAUCUCGCUAGACUGUCCGAAGCUCUGCAGGACGAAGAGGCUCUUAUGGUAGAUUACCUAUCACGCUGGCGACACCUGGAUUCCCUUCUUGAACAUGAAGCAUUGAAAGACGACGUCUAUGAUUACCUCGCCCAUUGUGGGUUCCUCUACAUGUGGGAUCAUGAACGACACAAGUUUGUGGACGCUGAUCUCAAUUUCCUCAAGAAUUAUUAUACACCUUAUUCCACACCACAUAGUACUGCGGUAGAUGGACCUUCAGAGAACUUCCUCGCCUACAAUCCUUCCAUGUUCUCAGAUUUCAGCUUGAAAGGAAGUGGACAAAAUGGAAGAGCUCCACCGAAUGAACACAGCCCACUUGAGAAGGAUACAGCUAUAAAAUGCUUUCUCGUUAUUCCUGCGAGCAACGCAGAUCCGGAGCGUAGUUUUUCUACCGCCAACAGGCUCUCCAGAGGCGAACGCAGCAACCUGAAAACCGAGACCUUGGACGAUCUCAUGGUAUGA
Ostertagia ostertagi is the source of this 1998-nucleotide messenger RNA. The record is from the annotation of a GenBank genome assembly. NCBI's taxonomy places the organism in Eukaryota, Metazoa, Nematoda, Chromadorea, Rhabditida, Trichostrongylidae.